This is a messenger RNA of Brassica napus (rape), 3942 nucleotides long. RefSeq names its product 50S ribosomal protein L6, chloroplastic. The transcript is spliced from 3 exons. The record is from RefSeq and is a predicted model, not a curated record. The coding region runs from base 3197 to 3907 and encodes 236 amino acids. Lineage: Eukaryota; Viridiplantae; Streptophyta; Magnoliopsida; Brassicales; Brassicaceae. Gene Ontology annotation, cellular component: ribosome. Gene Ontology annotation, molecular function: structural constituent of ribosome; rRNA binding. Gene Ontology annotation, biological process: translation.
CCAAUAACUUUCCACCAAUAAAAUUUAAUCAAUUCAAAUAUUCUCAAUUAAUGUUCCUCAAAAGUAUAAAAAAGUACCUUAACAAUAUAGAAAAUCUAUCUUUGUGGAACAAGAAAAAAAUUUAAAACAUCUUACUUUCGGGAACGAAUGUAGUAUUAGUAUGUUUUAACUUUUAACUGCGUUGUUAAUUCAAAAUUUUGAGUCAUAUAGAUCCAACCGUCCAGAAGCUACUCCUUCCGUUUCAAAAUAGAUAAUAUUUUGGAGAGAUUAAAAUGUUUCAAAAUAUUUGAUGUUUUGAUAUUUUUAUAUUAGUUUUAGUUUUACAGAAAACUGUGUCACCAAUGAUGUUUUAUAGUGGUUUUUAUGAUUGGUUGAAUUAGGUUUACUUUAUAUUUUUAAUGUUACUUUUUAAGAAAAAGAGUAUACUUUAAUUCUUGUGUAUUCACCUAAAACAUCAAGUAUUUUGAAAGAGAGAGAGUAUUUCGUAACUACGUGUAGUAGUUCCCACUUCCCAGUUUCAUUUCUUUUCUUCUUUUUUUCUUAUUUGUCAAAAUUUUGAAUCAAGGUUGCCCAACUCAAGCGAAUCAGUAUCAAUCCAAAAGGCUGCACCGGAAAUAAGAAGUUUCAUUAAUUCAAAACAAUGUUUUUAAAUUUGGAUGGGUAACCGAACCAUAAAAGGCUAAAAGCUUAUGGAUAAAUAUGAUUCGACCAAAUUCGAUUGAGUUCAUUAUAAAAACAAAACUAUAACUAAAUCUAUAUGUUUCGUUAUUUAUAAUUUCUAAUUUUACAAAUAUAGUUAAAUUUAGUUACUAAAAUUUGCUACAGAAAUAAUCAUGAAAUAAAAUUUUAAUAUAAACCAAAUUACAAUUAAAUAUAAAAAUUUAAUAUCUUGACUAUAAGAAUUUUUUUUGUUUAAUUAAACGUUUCUUCUGAAGUUCUCUGCAUGUAAAAGUAGAGAUCAUCUCUUCCAUUAUGAGACUUGACACCCAAGGCAAGAACAUAUCUAAAGAAUAAAAACAUUGUGGAACAAAGCUAGAGAGUGAGAAUCUUUAAUCUUUAUCAACCACUGUUGUGAUACAGACCAAGUAUAAACAAGAUACAUCAAUCAUUUAUCCACACAGGAACACAUACUAUAAAAAAAAAAACUGAACUGGAUCAUUCUUCAUUCAUUACAUAUUUACAUGGGUUAGGGAUAGAGAAUGUUUUUCAGUCGAAAUCAACUUGACAUGUAAUUGAUGCUCUAGGUGAGAAUGCUAACUUCUUAUCAUCUCAAGUUGCUCAUCAUGAUCAUCUGACUCAGUGAAUAUCUUCACCAUCUUCAAAUGACAAGAAUUCCUCAAUAUAUAAGUCACAAGAUCACUCUUGAUCUUUAGUUCCUUUGUCUCCACUCAAUUUUUUCAAAACUGGUUAACAGGCAAUCCGGUACAGAACCGAAUUCGUUCCAACACCCUCCUUUUCUACAAUCCUUAUGUGUCUGAAAUGAACAUUUUGGUAUUAGAUCGUCUAACCAAGACAAGGAAACAUGAGAGAUGAUAAGUUUACAGAAACGGUUUUAUACCCAUUUAAGCUUGAGAACUCGUAGUUUAGGAGUCGCUGUGAGCAGACACACUAGUAGAUUCCACCACUGGGGUUUACAUGUACAUAUCUCUAGAUGAACAAGUUGUUGAAAAAUUGUCCUUCAACCUUAGAUUCGGUUAUGUUCAUCCAUAUGCCAAUUGAAACCAAAAUAUACUUGCAAAUUUUUAACAAUAUGCCGACUGUUUUAGUUUCCGAGAAAAUAAGAAACCUUGAUAAAAAAAACAAUGAUAUAACUUAUUAAGAUGUUUCAUUCAUUAGGGGUCUGUUUUACAAUUUCAAGUCACUGUAUUCAGCUUAAAUCGCGUAUUCAGCUUAAAUUUUUUAAGUUUUUACUUUUUAGAGUUAAAAGUAUACUGAAUCAUCAGCACCAAAAAAAAAGAACAAUGUGAUGAGCCAGAACAAAAGUCAUGGAACAUUUAAAACAUUUAACAGUAUUCUGACUGAAAUAUUCAAACUCGGGAUAUCUUUUUGUGGUUUAUUAACUAAUCUCCACCAAUACUGCUUUUUCUUACUUGCGCUUUUUCUUUUACUGCUCACAAUACGACGUCUACUUAUCUUUAAUUUUUCUGACGGCCUGUUAAUUAGCAGAGCUGCAUAUCUUUAAUUUUCUGGUGGGCUUAAACCUGGAUUGUGUAGUAGUGUAGUUUUAUUUAGGGCCGGACAUAAAAUCCGGAAUCCAAAAUAAACCGAACCCGAACCGAAAAACUCGAUCCGUUAUCCAACUUGAAAUGUAAAAAUAUCCGAACGGGUAUUGUAGGGUGGUAUAAAAAUAUCCGAACCCGAAAUGUUAUUAACCGAACCCGAACGGAUAAUCCGAAAAAUCCAAAAUUAAUAGUUAAUAUAAAUAUUUUGAAAUAUAUAUAAGUAUUUCAAUUAUUAAAUUCAAUAUUUUGUGGUAAUAUGAUAUAUAAUAAUAAAUAUUAAAAUUUUAAUAAAUAAUUUAAGUAGACAAUUAGUUAUAAAUAAGUAUAUUAUAAUUUGCUCAUUGAAAUAAAAAGUCUACUCUCUAUAAUGCAAUACAUAUCGUUUACAAAUAAUAUUUGUUUUCGUGUUUGAUUUAACAUUUUAUUGUUAUUUUGUCAAUUUUAUGUGUGAUAGAUUAAUUUUUAUUUAAUUUAGAUGUUUUCUUUAUGUUUUGCUUCAAAUUUUUUGUUUUUCCACUUCGGUUAUAUUCGAACCAAACCAAUAUAACCCAAAUCCUUACGAUAUAUGAUUACUUUAAGGUUUUUAAGACGCAAUACAAUUUUGAACCGAACCCGAAGUGUUAUUAUCCGAACCCGAUCUGUAUUAAUAAAAUUUUGGUAUGAAACCUAGGAGCGUAAAUCUAAAAACUCGAAAAUCCGAAAAACCCGAUCCGGACGCCAACGGGUACCCGAACGCCCAUGCCUAGUUUUAUUUAUUAAUUUAGUUUGUUUAAUUUUUUUUAAUAUGCUUACCAGCUGUGUCUCCUUAAUCGAGACACAGUCUUACGUUGUCUCCUUUUCCCACACAUGCACGUCACGUCGCGUCACAACAUAUCUUCUCGCCUAAUCCUUAACUGGCUCAUAAACUCUCUCCACUAUUCUCUUUCUAGAUCAGAGAGAGCUCCUUACUCCUCAGACAAUCUUUUUAGAAAGCAAUGGCUUCCUCAUUCCUCUCUUGUUUUCUACCAAGGUCAGGGUUCUUAGGCGACAGAAGAAGUCUACUCAAUGUCUCAACCACCCCAUUUGCUCAAGUGGGUGUCUCUGCUAAGACCACCAAGCGCAAAGAAUCAAGGAUAGGAAUGCAGCCAAUCGCUGUACCGUCCAAUGUAACCAUUUCAUUGCAAGGUCAAGACUUGAAAGUGAAGGGUCCUUUGGGAGAACUCGCUUUAACUUACCCACCAGAAGUUGAGCUUACCGAAGAAGACUCCGGUUUCUUGAGGGUCAGAAAAACCGUGGAAAUUAGAAGAGCCAAAGAAAUGCAUGGCCUUUUCAGGACGCUUACUGACAACAUGGUUGUGGGAGUAUCAAAGGGAUUUGAGAAAACACUUGAGCUCAAAGGUGUUGGUUAUCGUGCGAUGGUCCAAGGAAAAGAAUUGGUGUUGAAUCUUGGGUUUUCUCACCCGGUUAAGAUUGAGAUACCAGAUAGUCUCAAAGUGAAAGUGGAUAAGAAGAUUAUAAUUUUUGGUAAAGGUGAAAAAGUUAAGAUAACGAUAGUCAUAGUGAGUGGAUAUGACAAGUGUAAGAUUGGGCAGUUUGCUGCUACGGUAAGGAAAUGGAGGCCAGCAGAGCCAUACAAGCGUAUUGGAGUGUGCUAUUCUGAUGAGAUUGUUCACAGGAAGAAAGGAAAAGAUAGAAAACUGAAGUGAUCUUUGAUAUUGUUAGCUACUUAUCUAUAUGUAUG